UUCGAGUCCUUUAUCUACACAUAAUUCAUGCUGUUUCUGCAGUAGAGCCUUUUACCCUCUUUCCCACAUCUCGAACAACUGUGAUAGAUCAUACUGGUCGACAUUUCAGUUCCGUCUCCAGGAUCUAGCUUCUAACCCUAAUCUUAAUCUAAAAGUACGAACAUUUGGGCUUUAGCUUCAAUGGCCAAAAUGCGGAUGACCUGGGAUAGCCCUAAUGAUGCAAAGCUCCUGAGGGGAAUCCUCAAGUACGCCAAACUUGGAAAGAAAGGUUACCAAGAGUUGGCAGACCAUAUGGGUAAUGGAUGCACCGCGAUGGCUAUCCAGAAACGUAUUCAAAAACUCCAGGGAGCUGGCGCCAAAGAUGCUUCCGAGUCAUCUCCUCGAUUGACUCCAAAUCAGAGUGCAUUGACGGGCCGCACGACAAUCAAUGAAGCCUUCGAUGGAGCCGCUAGGUCAAGCACCCCGGAACCAAAGAAACGCAAGAUGGUGGUUCAAGACCAUAGCGAAGACGAAGACCAGACUUUUGACUCUCCAACGAAAAGAUUGAAGCUAGGAAAGAUGGGGCAAAUCAAGUUGGAGCCAACCAAUGAAACAGUAGAGCACUACGUGUAAUGUUAAGAGUGGCUGAUGGUUUCACUACAUCACUCUUUAAAACAGAUAUGUUUCUCGUUGGUUUAGAGACCAUGGUACAGUUGAUAGGGGCAGGUCAGUGGAUUGUAACUAGCUGCGAAUAAGGGUUUAUGUAACUUAUGCUUGAGCUAUCAGUUUGGAUUUCCAAUGUCAAAUCAAAUUUUGUUCCA
Messenger RNA from Blastomyces dermatitidis ER-3, 800 nucleotides. RefSeq lists its product as uncharacterized. The transcript has 3 exons. Lineage: Eukaryota; Fungi; Ascomycota; Eurotiomycetes; Onygenales; Ajellomycetaceae. The record is from RefSeq and is a predicted model, not a curated record. Bases 181 to 612 code for a protein of 143 amino acids.